AACAGCAACAUGUCCUCCUCCAAUGAGUCCCUUGGUCCUUCGGCUUUCUUCCUGACUGGCUUUCCAGGGCUGGAAAAUUAUCAUGUCUGGAUCUCCAUCCCCAUCUGCUCCAUGUACUUUGUGGCCAUCGCUGGGAACUGCACCAUCCUCUUCAUCAUCAGGACAGACCAAACCCUCCACGAGCCCAUGUACUACUUCCUGUCCAUGCUGGCGCUUUCAGACCUGGGCUUGUCUUCUGCCACUUUGCCCACCAUGCUGAGUGUCCUCUGGUUCAACCACCGCGUGAUCCACUUCGAUGCCUGCCUGAUUCAGAUGUACCUCAUCCACACCUUCUCCAUUGUUGAGUCUGGCAUUCUACUCUCCAUGGCCUUUGACCGCUUGGUGGCCAUCCGCAACCCGCUGAGAUACACGGCUAUCCUGACCAACGAAGCCAUCCGCAGAAUUGGGGUGGGCGUUUUCCUCCGGGCUGCCAUUCUGGUCUUCCCAGCUUCCUUCCUCCUGAAGAGACUGCAGUAUGGGAGAAGAAACAUGCUCUCCUAUUCGUUCUGUUUGCACCAGGAUAUCCUGAAGGUGGUGCGCUCAGACAGGAGAACGAGCAGCAUCUAUGGCUUGAUGGUGGUGCUUUCCUCCAUGACUAUUGACUCGGUGUUACUCAUUGUGUCGUAUAUCAUGAUCCUCCAAACUGUGCUGAGCAUCGCCUCCAAGAUGGAGCGACUACGGGCCCUGAAUACUUGCAUCUCCCACAUCUGUGCUGUCUUCACUUUUUAUGUACCCAUGAUUGGCCUCUCUAUGAUCCACCGAUAUGGGAAAAAUGCUCCACCCGUUGUUCACAUCCUCAUGGCCAACGUCUACCUUCUGGUGCCACCCCUCAUGAACCCUAUUGUGUACAGUGUGAAAACGAAACAAAUUCGAACACGGAUAGUUAAAAAGUUCCGGAAGGAUGAAGGGUCAAGGAGGAAGGGCAGAGAGCGCGGGCAGCGCUCUCUGUCUCUCUCACUGCCGCUGCUGCCGUGCCACUUGUCCCUGCUGGUGCGGGCAGCACACGGGCAGUGGCGGCAGCAAGAGAGCUCUCGUGUGCGCCGCAGCCGCUGCUGCCCCUGUGCUGCCAGCGCCGGCGGAGACAAGGGGUGCGGCGGCGGCGAGAGAGAGAGCAGGCUGUGGCCACCGCAGUUUGCUCCCUCGCCGCCACUGCCCCUGUGCUGCCCGCGCUGGCAUGGACAAGGGGCGCGGCGGCACCGUCGACGAGAGAGCAAGCCGUGGCCACCACAGCUUGCUCUCUUGCUGCCACCACCGCUGCACUCCUCGACCCUGCUGGCGCUGGCUGCAGAGCGCCAGCGGCGGCGGUGGUGA
Molecule: messenger RNA, 1350 nt
Organism: Eublepharis macularius
Lineage: Eukaryota; Metazoa; Chordata; Lepidosauria; Squamata; Eublepharidae
Product: olfactory receptor 51G2-like
Exons: 2
Coding region: 10-1350 (446 amino acids)
Biological process (GO): G protein-coupled receptor signaling pathway
Cellular component (GO): membrane
Molecular function (GO): G protein-coupled receptor activity; olfactory receptor activity
Source: RefSeq, a predicted model, not a curated record